Messenger RNA from Nematocida parisii ERTm1, 626 nucleotides. RefSeq lists its product as uncharacterized. Lineage: Eukaryota; Fungi; Microsporidia. The record is from RefSeq and is a predicted model, not a curated record. The transcript has a single exon. Bases 6 to 596 code for a protein of 196 amino acids.
CGGGAAUGGUUUUCUCCAAGGAGAGAACAUUUGUCCCCUCAACAGAAGAAGAAAGAGAAAUACUUGCCAAUCUAAACAGAAAAAUACACGGGAAUGACCUAGAAGAUGACUUCUUUACACUUGCCGAUGGUCUUCGUGAGGAGCGCGACGAAGACUCCGACUUAAGCAGCGGUAUCGAGAUGUCUGAUCUAGAGAGUGACUGCUCACACAAUGAAGAGCAGAAAACAACAACCCUACACGCAAAAGAGGCAGAAAAAGAAAAUGCAUCAGCAAAGUCUGCUUUGCCAAAGGAUUGCUUUGCCUCUCUUAUUGACCAAGUUAAUAAGCAGAGUGGUGGGUCUUUCUCUGCACUCUCAAACAUGUUUGUCAAGGAGAAAAGAGUAAAAAAUAAAAGGCGGCCAGAAUCAUCAAUUGAGGAGUGCAACAGAAUUCUCAGUCGAUUGGGGGAAUAUUCUGCAAAUUACAUAAAAGAAGAGCCAGAAGCAGAGCCUGCGCCUGUGGCUAAAACACCCAAAAAACUAAAAACUAAUGAUAAGUGCGAGAACUGGGAAGAUGCAACUACUAAUUCAAAUAGAAUUAAGCCAAAUAUUAUAUAAUGAAAUGUUCUUAUAUUAAUAAUACAGUGA